AUGUCGUCCACGGGGGCAGUAGCAGCAGCAGCAGCAGCAGCAGUAACAGCAACUGCGACAGCAACAUCUGCGAGUGAUAAUGAGUCGUCCACCACUCUGGCCAUUGCUCCCUCGAUUGUGACCACGACAGUCCCCAUGGUCAGCGUCUUCACUCCUCCCGCCUCCUGUUCGUCACGAUGGACCUAUGAAGCUUCGACUUAUAACGGGAUUACCAGCGGGGUUCUGAUACAAAAUGCUUUCUUCGUCGACACCGAAUGCUUUCCUCCUGGCUUCCAACAGAAUGGACGUGUUCUUGUCAACCAGGUCUUCAGCCCAGGCGUAUGUCCGGAACACUAUAGCACUCAGCAAUUCCUCGUGCGAGACUCCGUCACCACAGCUACCUGUUGCCCGAGUGACUUCUCGUUCAACGGGGACCCGGUAUACGGUGGAUGCAUUAGCACCUUCACUGGCGCCACUCGCGUCGCAGCACGAGCGGGUGGGUUCGGCAGCAAGGACUACAUCACCAGCACCAGCAUUUCAGGAACAUAUACAAUGUGGGGGAUGCCUCUGGUCGUCCAAAUCGAGUCAACCGAUCGAGCUCUAUAUGCAACCGCCCUCCCACCAUCCGCUGCAGCCUCUUCCACACUCGCGACGACCACCUCCUCCUCGUCUUUGUCGUCGCACUCCAGCGCCUCCCCCAUUCAGCCUCCUAUCCAGACUUCCGUUUCCUCCGCCUCCAGUGGACUCUCGGCUGGUGCCCAAGCGGGUGUCGCUGCUGGUGCGGCUGUGGGCGCCCUGCUGAUCCUGGGACUGUAUAUCCUAUGGCGACGAGGGCGGAGGAAACCCAAGGCUGAGAAAGAGUCUUUGCAACCUAGUGAGUUACAGGGAAUCCCAGUCUCGGAGGUUGCUGGUACUCCACAGAAAACCAUGCGGCAUUCAUCCUUUCAGAUGUGUGAGCUGCCAACAUAA
Molecule: messenger RNA, 948 nt
Organism: Aspergillus clavatus NRRL 1
Lineage: Eukaryota; Fungi; Ascomycota; Eurotiomycetes; Eurotiales; Aspergillaceae
Exons: 2
Coding region: 1-948 (315 amino acids)
Source: RefSeq, a predicted model, not a curated record